Messenger RNA from Rotaria sp. Silwood1, 852 nucleotides. The record is from the annotation of a GenBank genome assembly. NCBI's taxonomy places the organism in Eukaryota, Metazoa, Rotifera, Eurotatoria, Philodinida, Philodinidae.
AUGCCAAAACCAAUUGUAAGUGGAAUGUUGACUUUAGUCUUUAUCAGAUGUUUCCUUUGCCUAUCAUCAACAGAUGUCUGUUAUCACUCGCCAAAUAUCGCCGAAAAUCAUUUCGGACGAGCAGUACGAGAUGAACCUGCCCGUGUAGUUCAACAAACAGCUACGACACUAUGUCGAUUGUAUCCAAGUGGACUUCGGCAAGAUUCAAGCAACCCUGAUCCUAUACUUCCGUGGAAUUUCGGUCUGCAAAUGGUUGCAUUGAACUUCCAAAAAGAUAAUGAAACAACGGCACUUUGCUAUGGAAAAUUUUCUGACAAUGGUGGUUGUGGUUAUGUACUGAAACCGAAUUAUUUGAUCGAUGCAAAUCGAACUCAAUUCAAUCCACUUGACUAUAGGACAAGUCCAUCUAAUUUCUCAACAAAUCUUUUCGAACAACCACAAACAUUAAUUAUCACUAUUAUUAGUGCUCAAUUUUUGUCACGAUCGAGUGCAACAACUACUGACGUACCCGAUCCGUAUGUUCAAGUAUCAACACAUGGAAUGCCAUGCGAUCAACAAGUACACCAAACACAUGUUGUGAACAAUAAUGGACUAAAUCCGAUUUGGAAAGAAAAAUUUCAAUUUCAAAUAAGUUUCCCACAAAUGUGCCUUGUUUUAUUUACUGUUUAUGAUCAUGAUGUUUUCACUAGUGAUGAUCGAUUAGCUUACUUUUGUUUGCCAAUGAGCACCAUGCAGACAGGCUAUCGUUAUAUACGAUUGCGAUCGAAAAACAAUGAUGUGACCAAUUCAACACUAUUCGUACAUGUUCAAAUUGAAGGCUGUGAAGAAGAUGAUUCUACAAGGCAUGUAUAA